UUAUCUUCCUCCGCUUGUCUUUAACCACUUUUCACUAAAACACAACUCUUCUCUCUUGCCUGUCGGUCGUUAAACGUUUCGCUUUCUCCCUCACUCCCACUCAUUUAUUGUACACAUACAUGUACUACCCCUUCUGUCUUUCAAUCUCUGUAUAGAUCUAACCCUCAUUCACCUCAGCUCCUUUUUCAGGCAACUGCCCAUUUCUAUAAUGGCCUCUAAGCAUAAUUCAUCGGCCAUCAGGACUCGAAGCCCUCUGUCUAUAUUCAUUGUGAUUGUUUUGUGCUGUUUCUUUUACCUACUGGGUGCAUGGCAGAAGAGUGGUUUUGGAAAAGGAGACAGCAUAGCUUCAGAAAUAUCCAAACAAACAGACUGUAACAUCUUUACCAAUUUGAACUUCGAAACUCACCAUAAUGAUGUAGAGAUUGUUGACCCUUCUGAGUCAAAGAUCCAAGUGUUUAAGCCUUGUGAUGUUAAAUACACAGAUUACACUCCUUGCCAAGAGCAAGACAGAGCCAUGAGAUUUCCAAGGGAGAACAUGAUAUACAGGGAAAGACAUUGUCCUCCUGAAGAGGAAAAAUUGCACUGCCUUAUCCCAGCUCCUAAAGGGUAUAUGACCCCAUUUCCAUGGCCAAAGGGCCGUGACUAUGUACACUAUGCUAAUGUUCCACAUAAAAGCCUGACAGUUGAGAAGGCUGUUCAGAAUUGGGUGCAGUUUCAGGGAAAUGUGUUCAAAUUUCCCGGUGGAGGAACAAUGUUCCCACAAGGUGCUGAUGCAUAUAUUGAUGAACUUGCAAUGGUUAUCCCAAUUAAAGAUGGUUCAGUCAGAACAGCAUUGGAUACUGGAUGUGGAGUUGCAAGCUGGGGGGCAUACCUGCUCAAAAGAAAUGUAUUGGCAAUGUCCUUUGCUCCAAGGGACAAUCAUGAAGCUCAGGUACAGUUUGCUUUAGAGCGUGGUGUACCUGCUGUUAUUGGCGUUCUUGGAUCAAUACAUCUUCCGUACCCAUCAAGAGCCUUUGACAUGGCUCAGUGCUCUCGUUGUUUGAUACCAUGGACUGCAAACAAUGGUAUGUAUUUAAUGGAAGUUGAUCGAGUUCUCAGGCCUGGUGGAUACUGGAUCUUGUCUGGACCUCCAAUUAAUUGGAAGACAUACUACAAAACCUGGAAGCGGUCCAAGGAAGAUCUCCAGGAUGAGCAAAGAAGUAUUGAAAAGCUGGCUGAAUCUCUUUGCUGGGAGAAAAAGUAUGAGAAGGGAGACAUUGCUAUCUUUAGAAAGAAAGUAAAUGACAAAUCCUGCAAGAGGAGUUCUGCCAAUAUAUGUAAAUCAAGGGAUGCUGAUAAUGUCUGGUACAAGGAGAUGGAGGCAUGCACUACUCCUUUCCCUGAGGUAUCCAAUGCAAAAGAAGUAGCUGGUGGCAAAUUGCAGAAGUUCCCAGCUAGGCUUCUUGCUGUCCCUCCCCGAAUUGCUAAAGGAGAUAUCGAGGGAGUAACAGCUGAAUCUUACCAAAAGGAUAACAAAGUAUGGAAGAAGCAUGUAAAUGCUUACAAAGGGAUGAACAGAUUAAUUGGCACUGCAAGGUACCGAAAUGUGAUGGACAUGAAUGCUGGGCUUGGGGGAUUUGCAGCAGCACUUGAAUCACCCAAAUCUUGGGUGAUGAAUGUGGUGCCUACAACUGCUAAGAACACUCUUGGUAUUAUUUAUGAGAGAGGCCUGAUUGGAAUAUACCAUGACUGGUGUGAAGGAUUUUCAACUUACCCGAGGACAUAUGACCUCAUUCAUGCUAAUGGUGUAUUUAGCUUGUACAAGAACAAGUGUAAACAGGAAGACAUACUUUUGGAAAUGGACCGCAUAUUGCGACCAGAAGGGGCAGUCAUCAUCCGAGACGAAGUUGAUGUCCUCAACACGGUUAGGAAAAUCGUAGCAGGCAUGAGAUGGGAUUCAAAAUUAAUGGAUCACGAGGAUGGGCCCCUGGUGCCCGAGAAGAUAUUGAUUGCUGUGAAACAGUACUGGGUUGGCAACACCAAAUCCAGUGAUGAAUGAAUUUCAGUGUCCAGGUUGGGGUUGGGGCCAUGAAAAUUAAAGCAAGUUAUGUCACCUUGAAUGUGUCCUGAAUUGGCAUCCUCACCAGUGGCAUUUGUAAGCAACCAAAUUUUUUUUUUUUAGGUGGUAAGUAGCAUACAAUGGAACUGGAAGAAUGUAAUUUUCAUAGCCUUUGUUUAAAUAAUUUAAUUACAUCUCAAAAAUGUUAUAGUGAUGUAAAGAAAUACAUUCAUAAUUAUCAUCAUGUACUCAAACAAUUAUAUGGUGAAUAUUGGGGCAAUCAAAAGUGAUCUGAUGUAAA
Molecule: messenger RNA, 2339 nt
Organism: Mangifera indica (mango)
Lineage: Eukaryota; Viridiplantae; Streptophyta; Magnoliopsida; Sapindales; Anacardiaceae
Product: probable methyltransferase PMT14
Exons: 7
Coding region: 209-2038 (609 amino acids)
Cellular component (GO): trans-Golgi network; endosome; cytoplasm
Molecular function (GO): methyltransferase activity
Source: RefSeq, a predicted model, not a curated record